AUGUCUCUGCUCCUUCUUAAAGGACUGAUAUGCUUUUGGGGAAUUACUACAAAUAGCAAAGUGGUCUUCUUGUACAGCUUCCCACUGCCAAAUGAAAUAGUUGUACUUUAUCUGAUGUCAAAGAUGCCUACUGCUGGAAAUGCUGUUUAUGAUGGAACCACAUUUGGUAGAAUAUUGGCCGAAUGUGACAGAUGCAGCAAAGAAAUGCAACUUGUCUCCUGUCUUUCCCAGAUGCCUCAAGAGACUGUGAAGAACUUUCCUCAUACGAAGCGUGUUGGAAAUUACUUGGUUGGAAGAAUGAUCAAUAAAGGUUCGUUUGCAAAGGUGAUGGAAGGCUUACACAUUCCCACCGGGCAAAAGGUUGCCAUGAAAGUCAUUGAUAAAAAGAAAGCCAAGCAAGAUUCAUAUGUUUUAAAGAACAUGAAGAGGGAGCCUCGCAUUCAUCAGAUGAUAAAACAUCCAAAUAUCGUGCAACUUUAUGAAACUCUGGAGACAGAAAACUCAUACUACAUGGUCAUGGAACUAUGUCCAGGUGGAGAUCUCAUGGAUAAAAUUUGUGAGAAAAAAAAACUGGAUGAAAAUGAUGUAAGGAAAUAUACAAGACAAAUCAUGUCUGCAGUUGAACACCUACACUGCCAUGGAAUAGUUCAUAGGGAUCUUAAAAUUGAAAAUUUUCUGCUGGAUGAAAACGGCAACAUUAAAAUUGUAGAUUUCGGGUUAAGCAACACAAUACAGUAUAAUGGCCUUUCCCAUGAGCUACUAAAUACACAGUGUGGAAGUCCUGCCUAUGCUGCCCCAGAACUGUUAGCCAAUAAAAAGUAUGGUCCAAAAGUUGAUGUCUGGUCAAUAGGUGUUUGCAUGUUUGCAAUGUUAACUGCGACCCUUCCUUUUGCUGUGGAACCAUUCAAUAUAAAACAACUUCUUCAAAAAAUGAAAAAUGGAGACAUUACUCCAAUAGAACCUGACAUUUCUAAAGGUGCUGUUCAUUUAGUACAUACCCUUCUCCAGCCAGAUCCCCAAAAACGUCCUACUAUUAAGGAAGCCAUGAAAGAUAAAUGGCUCAAUGAAUCGUGGAAACCAUUGGGUUCUAUUUCACAUAAAAACAGACUUCGUCCUGAUGAGUUAAAUUCUGUUGUUUUGAAGUAUAUGAGUACUACCAUGAAUAUCCUAAUUUCUGAAAUGACCAAUAUUAUCGUAAAUAACAAGCCAUCACCAACAUUGGCAUCCUAUUGUUUACUUUUGAAAAGGAUUAACAAACAUCAAAUGGAGUUUGAAUUCACAAAGAAUGACAAACUAGAUUUAAAGUAUAGGAGAGAACAUUGUAGUUGUACUGAAGAUCAAGGCAAUGCAAAACUUUGUGUAGAAACCCUGAAAAACACUGUAGAAACACUGAAAAGUAAAGCAGUCAAGAAAAGUUUAGUCUUGUGUGAACCAAUCCAAGAAGAUGAAAUUGCAAUAACUUUAGAUAAUCAAGAAAAUCUUCAAAAAGCAUCCAAGUUUGCUGAUAGAGAAAUGGUUUAUUUGGACCUUCCGGAUUAUUCAAAACCACAGAAAAUAGAUGCAAGUACAAGGUUAACUCCCUUAAGCAAUAAAGACCUGAAUCAGCAAGAUGUCCUUCAAGAAGACAUCACAAAUGUUGCAGAAAGCAAGAACUCAGAACCAAGAACCAAAGAUCAGCACACAAAAGUCCAAAAUCACCAAGUGCAUGAUCCAUCUUCUUCUUACAUAGUGAAGGCAAAGUCUAUGCCUGUAAACAGACAUGUUAAUGAUCUUCUUCCAUACCAGAAGAAAGGAGUAAGACUUAAGGAACAGAAAUCGGCUGUUGAUAAGGUUCCAUUUAUUUGUCUCCAACAUCAAGAUAGAGAAAUAUCGGAUACAGCACAUCAAUCCACGCUACCUCAACUGAGGCAACCUGGACUAAGAGACAAUUUUACUAAAAAGGUUGCUUGGGUGACAUCUUCCCAAAAUACAAAAACUGGUCCUUCGCCAAGUGGCAUUAAUGUCAUAAGACCCUCUGUGUUCCCAAUGUUGGAUGGGAGGAAGACUAAAAGGAUAAUGAUUCAGUUGGUUGCAGCUAAUAAGCCUACAAAACAGAAUCUUCCUUUGUUAUUGUCAUGUCAGAAAAGAUCCGAGAAAAAAUAGGACAUCUUAAGGUUAAAUCCCUAUAUAGUCACACAGAGUGAAGUGACAGAAAUAUAGUAAACAUGUUUCAAUAAAAUUAAAAGUU
Hyla sarda is the source of this 2227-nucleotide messenger RNA. Its product is annotated as hormonally up-regulated neu tumor-associated kinase homolog A-like. Gene Ontology annotation, molecular function: ATP binding; protein serine/threonine kinase activity. Gene Ontology annotation, biological process: intracellular signal transduction; protein phosphorylation. Bases 1 to 2142 code for a protein of 713 amino acids. The transcript has 9 exons. Gene Ontology annotation, cellular component: cytoplasm. NCBI's taxonomy places the organism in Eukaryota, Metazoa, Chordata, Amphibia, Anura, Hylidae. The record is from RefSeq and is a predicted model, not a curated record.